AUGCAACAGGAUCAGACUGAUGAAGUCUCUGGAAUCCCCAGAGCAAACACUGCCUCCAGAGCAGACAGAGCCUUCGGAGGAGACGAAUCCCCGGAGCCACAGCAGUCUCCGAAAUCCACGAAGCUGAUGCAGCCUGCGGAGGAGACGCAGCCUCUGGAGGAGACGCAUCCUUCAGUGUCCCAGCAGUCUCCAGAAUCACAAGAGCUUCGGAUUUCCAGCAGACUGCGAAAUCUGCACAGCCGCAGCAGUCUCCGGAAUCCCCGGAGCAGAUACAGCCUCAGGAGCCAAUGCAGCCUCCUGAAUCCACACAGCCGACACAGCCUCUGGAGGAGACGCAUCCUUCGGAGUCGCUCCGGAAUUCCCGGAGCAAACACAGCCAAACACAGCCUCUGGAGCCUCUGGAGGAGACCCAUCCAUAGGAGUCCCAGCAGCCUCCGGAAUCCCCGAGCAAACACAGCCUCUGGAGGAGACACAUCCGUAGCAAUCCCAGCAGUCUUCGGAAUCACCAGAGCAGACACAGCAUCCGGAAUCUCCGAAGCAAUUACAGCCUCCGGAGCAGACAGAGUCUUUGGAAGCCGCCAGCCUCCGAAGGAAACGCAGCCUCCGGAGUCCCAGCAGCCUCCGGAGUCCCAGCAGCCUCCGGAGUCCCAGCAGCCUCCGGAAUACCCAGAGCAGAUACAGCCUCCGGAGCCAAUGCAGCCUCCGGAAUCCCCGGAGCCGCAGCAGUCUCCGGAAUCUCCAGAGCCAACACAGCCUCUGGAGGGGAUGCAUCCUUCUGAGUCCCAGCAGUCUCCGGAAUCCCUGGAGACUCAGCAAUCGCCGGAAUCCCAGCAGCCUCCGGAGUCCCAGCAGCCUCCGGAGUCCCAGCAGCCUCACGGAGUCCCAGCAGCCUCCCGCUGGUUCCUGUUUCCCAUAGGCGCCGCCGUAGCCAGCUGGUUCCCGUUCCCAGGAGCAACCGCCGCAGCCAGCUGGUUCCCGUUCCCUGGAGCCACCGCCGGAAAAACUUUGUCUCUGCUCCCUGAAGAGUACGGCUACAGCACGGCGGCCGUCCUGCUCAUCACAGUGGGCUCCAUGCCCUACAGGGGGCAGCAAGGAAAAACUUUGUCUCUGCUCCCUGAAGAGUACGGCUACAGCACGGCGGCCGUCCUGCUCAUCACAGUGGGCUCCAUGCUCGGUAUCUGCCUGAUCAUCUUCAACUCCUGCCAGGAAACCUACACACUCAUCCUGCAGCUGUUUGUGGGCUUGGCAGUGGGAACUCCUGCACCUCAUACCACAGAGGUUUUCACAAUCGGGGGCAAUGCCUUUGGAGGCCCCUGUCAGUUCCCAUUUAAGAUUCAGGAGAAGUGGUAUGCUGAAUGCACAAAGGAAGGUCGCUCAGAUGGACAGCUGUGGUGUGCAACAGAGAGAGAUUACGACAAAGUGAAGAAAUGGAUCUUUUGUCCCAACGAAGCAUCCUUGGGUUGGGACACUGACCCGGUCACAGGUGUUAAGUAUCAGAGGAACUCACAGUCAGUGUUGACCUGGCAUCAGGCCAGGAAGAGCUGCCAGCAGCAGGGAGCCGACCUCCUCAGCAUUGUAGAGCUACAUGAGCAGUCAUACAUUUCAGGGUUGACGAAUACUUUGGGAACAUCUCUGUGGAUUGGACUAAACAGCACCUCACAGCAAGAGGGCCGCGGGUUGGAUUUUGAGUCUGGAUGGCAGUGGAGCAACGGCAACCCCUUCAGAUAUUUAAACUGGGCUCCAGGUCAUCCGUCAUCAGAGCCCGGGCUCACCUGUGCAACCCUAAACGCUGCAAAAGCCUCGAAAUGGGCGCAUGUGGUGGAUGUGACUGAUAGAUAUGAGAAUGCCUUCUUGGUCAGUUUGGUGGGUUUGAGGCCGGAGAAGUAUUUCUGGACAAGUUUAUCCAACACAGACGACAUUAACACUUUCAAGUGGACCACCAGAAGAAAAGUCUUGUUCACUCAUUUCAAUGUGGGCAUGCCAGACAGAAAGCAGGGAUGCGUUGCUAUGACAACUGGGGUUUUCACUGGAUUAUGGGAUGUUGUCAGCUGCAGCAACAAGGAGAAGUACAUCUGUAAGAAACCAGCAGAGGGUGCACAUGUGACAACAGUCCCGCCCACCACCCCGGCCUUGAGCUGUGAGUCUGGGUGGACUCCCGUUGCCAAGAGGAGCGUUUGCUUCAAACUUUACAAAAAAACAAAGCCGGAGAAGAAGAAUUGGCAUGAAGCGAAGAAUUUCUGCAAGGUCAUCGGAGGGGACCUGAUGAGCAUACACAGUUGGCAGGACCUGAACAACGCUCCGUUUCAUUUGACUCAUCAAGCCUGGAUUGGCCUCAGCCGUGGUGCCAAUGCAGGUUUUGGAUGGUCCGAUGGUUCACCUUUCGACUAUGAGAAAUGGGGCUAUGGGAAACCAGACAACAUCCUUGACAACGAAGACUGUGGAGAAGUCCAAGUUUACUACGGAUGGAAGAUGAAUGAUAAGCUCUGUGAAGUUAUCAAUGACUGGAUCUGCCAGAUAGGCAAAGGUGUGACUCCCAAACCUGAGCCUGUUGAAACAGUGUACAACACCACCGAAGAUGGCUGGCUGAUAUACAAUGACAAACAUUAUUUGAUCAACUAUAACAAAUUAGACAUGGAAUCUGCUAGAGCUGUCUGCAGAAACAGCUUUGGUGAUCUUGUGGUCAUCACAGGGGAGAGUGAGAGGAAGUUCCUUUGGAAACAGAUAGCGAAGGAGUCAAACGGGCAGUACUAUAUCGGCAUGACAGCGGAUUUGGAUAAAUCAUUCAGCUGGGUGGAUGGCACACCUGUAUCAUACACGGCAUGGGAACAAAAUGAGCCCAGCUUUGAAGAUCAUGAUGAACACUGUGUGACUUUAUACAAGUACACGGGGUACUGGAAUGACAUUAACUGUGGUACUGAGCUACCUUCUAUUUGCGAAAGAAGCAGAAGUUUUAUCAACACAACAAUGGCCCCAACCACUAUUCCUAAGGGAGGAUGUGCACCAGAGUGGCUCGCUUUCCAUGGAAAGUGCUACAAAAUAGUUGUGGGGGAUAAGAAAUGGAACGAUGCCAGGAAGCACUGCAUAAACCAGGGAGGAAAUCUGGUUUCUAUCACCAAUGAGAGAGAGCAAGCAUUCCUGACAAUGCAGAUGCUGAACUACAAUGACGACUUCUGGAUUGGCAUGAAUGACGUCAACUGGGAGAAUCACUUUACGUGGUUGGACGGCAAAGCCAUUUCAUACACCAACUGGGCAAAAGGGCAUCCAACAUCAGUUUCUGGACGUGCUGACUUUUGGACUGAGAGGUUGGACUGUGUUAUAAUGGUGGGAAGCAUCUCCAAAAUUUCAGGAGUAUGGAAGGUGGAAGACUGUCACUUAAGAAAAAGCUUCAUCUGCAAAAGAAACAGUGAUUCUCAGAUUGUAGUCCCAGCCACAACUGUGUUACCAAAGGCUUUCCAUAAACUUGGCAAUGACUCCUACAAACUGGUGUCCCUGAAGAUGAAAUGGGACGAGGCGAGGAGGCAGUGCCAAGCAGACGAUGCAGAUCUGGCCAGUAUCCUGAACCCCGUCACCCAGGCAUACGUCACAUUGCAGAUAUUCGAUCACAAUGAGCCUGUGUGGAUCGGCCUCAACAGCAAUGAGACUGGUGGACGUUUCAAGUGGAUCGAUAACUGGCUGCUGUUUUACACCAAGUGGGGCACAAAUGAGCCUAAAAACAACUAUGGCUGUGUCUAUAUGGAUGUGGACAAAACAUGGAAGACUGCACCAUGUACCAACACCUACUAUUCCCUUUGCAAGAGGUCACCAGUCGUAGCACCCACUGAGCCCCCACAACUCCCCGGCAACUGUCCAGAACCAAAGAAACAAAAAACCUGGAUACCUUUUAGAGGCCAUUGUUAUUCCUUCAUGAGCUCAGUGAAGGACACCUGGACCCAUUCCACACUUGAAUGUCUGAAAAUGGGUGCCAAUCUGGUGAGUGUUGUGGACCCUCAGGAGGGCCUGUUCAUAGAACAUAACAUGGAGAUUCUACAGGAUGGUGCCAAGUCCUUCUGGAUCGGCCUCUACAAGACUCGUGAAGGUGAGUGGAUGUGGGUCGAUAACAGUGCUGUGGACUACGUCAACUGGAAAACAGGGAUGCCAAAGUCAGAUUCAUGUGUGGACAUCAGCUCUGAGAGUGGACAGUGGAGCACAAAAACCUGCAGAGGAUACAAGUCUUACAUCUGCAAAACAGCCAAAGUUAUUACACCUACAGAAAAGCCACCAACUGUUGCCCCAGUUGUUGAAGAAGUUCCUCAUGGGUCGGCUGGCAUCACUGUUGCUGUAGUGCUAGUUGUAAUCGCCAUAAUUGGACUCGGUGCCUUCCUCUUCUUCCGUAAACGGAUACCCAUCCCUGUCCUGGGAGACACCUUUGAUAACUUAUACUUCAACAAUCCCAUCCGAACCCUUGUAGACACCAAGGGGCUGGUGGACAAUAUAGAGCAGAAUGAACAAGCAUAG
Messenger RNA from Cyclopterus lumpus (lumpfish), 4494 nucleotides. RefSeq names its product macrophage mannose receptor 1-like. NCBI's taxonomy places the organism in Eukaryota, Metazoa, Chordata, Actinopteri, Perciformes, Cyclopteridae. Gene Ontology annotation, molecular function: signaling receptor activity. The record is from RefSeq and is a predicted model, not a curated record.